This is a messenger RNA of Medicago truncatula (barrel medic), 417 nucleotides long. RefSeq names its product F-box protein PP2-B10. NCBI's taxonomy places the organism in Eukaryota, Viridiplantae, Streptophyta, Magnoliopsida, Fabales, Fabaceae. The record is from RefSeq and is a predicted model, not a curated record. The transcript has a single exon. The coding region runs from base 1 to 417 and encodes 138 amino acids.
AUGUUUCCUGAAGUUGCUAAGCUUUGUCUUGUGUACUCGCUUGAAAUUCGUGGGAUGAUUAACACUCUUUCCUUGUCCCCAAAUACUCAGUAUGCGGCUUAUCUCGUGUUCAAGAUGAUUAAUGCAUACGGAUUUGAUAAUGAACCUAUGGAUUUAUCCGUUGGUGUUGAAGGUGGACAUAGCAGCACUAAAUCUGUCUGUUUGGAUCCGAACGUGAAACAUCGUGUCAGGCAAUUUUUUUGUAAAUGUUAUGGCUGGUGCCCCCAUCGUGCGAGGAGGCCACGUAACAAAGUAUUAGGAUUGCAACGUCCUAAUGUAAGAAGUGAUGGAUGGUUGGAGAUUGAGAUGGGAGAGUUCUUCAAUUCAAGCCUUGAAGAUGAAGAAAUCCAAAUGAGCGUUGUCGAGAAAUUUGAGUGA